AUGGAUGACCACAAUGAUGAUACCGAAAAGGGUUCGGGCAAGGUUAUGUGGACACUUGCUUGGGAGACCGCAUUAGUCGAUAUACUGCUUGCCAUAAAAAGAGAAUGUAAUAAAGCCACUACCAACUUUAAGCCUUCUAGGUGGACCCAAAUUGCAAAUGAGCUUAAAUCUGCCGUGGGUGUUGAUAUUGGUUUUGAAAAAAUUAAAUCCAAAGUGAAGAGACUGAAGCGUGAUUGGAAAAUUUGUGAUAAAAUUAAAAUGCAAACUGGUGUUGGGUGGAAUGAUGAAAUGCAAGCUUUUGUGUACCUAGAUUGGGCAGCAUUGAAUAGUGUAAACACUACUACGGAUGACAGUCCCGGAAUACAAAGGUCUCGUGGAAAGAGGCCUGUUGAAGGUGGACCUUCAGGAGUGGAUUCUUGUGGUACUAAGAGUAAGGGAGAUGAACCAAUUUUUCAAAGUGCAUUGUGGCUAUAUCAUGACGUCCAAAAAGAGAAGCAGGAUAGGAUGAGCACCAAGGUCAAGCCUGCUAGAGCGGCUAUCGAGGCUCUUUACACCAUGGACCUUUCACAAUACGGUUUUCGGAAAGCAGUUACUGAACUUAACAAGCAAAAGCAUAAGGCAUUGAUUUUCUUGGCAUUAAGGACUGAGGAGAAGUACGAGUGGAUUAAGCGUCUACCUUGA
Messenger RNA from Oldenlandia corymbosa var. corymbosa, 681 nucleotides. NCBI's taxonomy places the organism in Eukaryota, Viridiplantae, Streptophyta, Magnoliopsida, Gentianales, Rubiaceae. The record is from the annotation of a GenBank genome assembly.